Messenger RNA from Abrus precatorius (Indian licorice), 1302 nucleotides. Its product is annotated as BAHD acyltransferase BIA1-like. Bases 1 to 1302 code for a protein of 433 amino acids. The record is from RefSeq and is a predicted model, not a curated record. NCBI's taxonomy places the organism in Eukaryota, Viridiplantae, Streptophyta, Magnoliopsida, Fabales, Fabaceae. The transcript has a single exon.
AUGAGUAGGGAGAUAAAAUUUGAGGUGACAGGGAGAAAAUGCAUCAAACCCUCCACGGCCACACCACCGCAACUCAAAACCUUCAAACUCAAUUUACUAGACCAACUUUCACCAAACAUUCAUGGCAACAUCACCUUCUUCUACUCACACGACCCCACCACCCACUUCUCCACAAAAUCUCAACUCCUUCAAAACUCUCUCUCCCAAGUGUUGACCCUCUUCUACCCUCUCGCAGGUCGCCUUCAAGACUCUGCCAUCCACUGCAACGACGAAGGCGCUUUCUUCAUUGAAACUCGAACCAAUAUCCCUCUCUCCGACAUCCUUACAUCUCCAGAUUUCGACGCCCUCCAAUGUUUCCUCCCCACCACCGACAAUGAAACGAUGGCAACCUCAAACGGUUCCUUGCUCCUCGUCCGUUUCACCUCGUUCGCUUGUGGCGGCACCGCUGUUACCCUAUCCCUCUCUCACAAGCUUGCUGACAUGGCAUCUUUGAUGGUACUCCUCAAGAGUUGGACCGCCGUGUGCAAUGGAGCCACCGCACUAGUGGUCCCCGACCUCAGCAUCGGUGCUACUCUCUUUCCUCCGAGAGAUAUUCCUGGCAUGUCAGCUUCUGUAAACACGGUCUCUACGGUGAAUUUCACAACAAAAAGGUUGGUUUUCGAGGCUUCCAAGGUUAAAGAACUAAAGAGCAAAGUGAAAACGAGGUUUGACCCUUCCAGGGUGGAGGUAGUUUUGGCGCUAAUUUGGAAAUGUGCUUUGUUGGCAUCUCGCUCCAAAACGACGUCAUUUAAGCAUUCGAUUUUGUUUCAAGCUGUGAACCUCCGUCCUCGCAUGGAGCCACCUGUUCCCGACACCGCAGUGGGGAACUUUAUAUGGGCUUUCGCGGUGACGGUGGAGAAAGGUAGUGACAUGGAGUUGCAUGUGAUGGUGAGUAGGAUGAGGGACAAUAUGAAUGAGUUUAUGAAAACAAAGGCAGAAAAAUUCAAAGAAGAAGGUGCAUUUGGGGUUGUGAUGGAGAGUAUGAAGGAAAGGGGUGAAGUAUUGAGGGAGAGAGAGUGUGUUAUGGUUUUUAAGUGUUCAAGUUGGUGUAAUUUUCCACUUCUUAAGGUUAAUUUUGGGUGGGGUGAAGCUGUGUGGAUGUCAAGUGUGAAUAAAUAUGUUAGUAAUACCAUUGCUCUGAUGGAUACCAAGGAUGGUGGGAUUGAAGCCUUUGUCACUCUUGAUCAACAACAGAUGGCCUUGUUUGAACAAGACCAGGAGCUCCUACACUAUGCUUUGAUUAAUCCCAGUGUUAUAAUUUGA